CCGAUGAACCCCACAAUUCAUAGAUCAAUUCCUGACUUCACUUGUCUUUCUUUCCAUUCAUCCUCAUCCAUUUCCUCUCUCUUGUACAUGUUCCCAUUUUAAUCCAAAAUCCAAUCCAAUUGAAAACGAUGACGACGACGACGACGAUCCAAGACCUCCCGGACGCGGUCCUAGCUCACAUAAUAUCCCUCCUAUCCGACACCCGCACUCGCAACUCCACCUCCCUGGUGAGCCUAAAGUGGCGCGCUCUCGAACGCCUUACCCGGUCCCACCUUUCCCUCCGCGGCAACAUCCGGCACCUCCUCUUCCACCUCCCCACCUGCUUCUCCGCCGUCUCCCACCUUGACAUCUCCUCACUCUCGCCCUGGGGCAUCUCCCUCCACCCCAACAUCAUCUCCACCGCAACCAAUGAUCACAACAACGCUUCUUUGCUGCUUGCUCACCGUCUUCGUCUCGCUUUUCCAGCUGUCACCUCACUCACUCUCUACUCCCGCUACCCUUGUACGCUGUCGCUGCUGUCGCCGUUGUUCGAUUUGAUCGAGGAUGUAAAGCUCAUUCGGUGGCAUCAGAGGCCUAAUAACAUCCCACUUGGGUCGGAUUUCUUUGUGUUGUUUCAGAAUUGUGGCCGUCUUAAGUCUGUUGAUUUGUCGUCUUUUUACUACUGGACUGAGGAUCUUAUGUCGGCUCUUGAGGCUCAUCCCAGAAUUGGGGUUAAUUUGGUGGUUUUGAAUUUGCUCAAUUUUUCGUUGUCCGAGGGGUUUAAGUCGCAGGAGGUUGUGGAUGUUACUAGGGCGUGUCCUAAUUUGAGGGAUUUUAGGGUUGGUUGUGUGUUUUAUCCAAGGUAUAUUGGGUUUCUUGGGGACGAUGCGCUUUCGGCGAUUUCGUCCAAUUGUAAGGAGCUUAGGGUUCUUCAUCUUGCGGAUAUAGCUCAGGGUGAUCGAGAAUUUGAUGAUCAAGGGUUUUGUAGGGAGGAUGCUGGGCUUACUGUUCAGGGCAUUGUGAGUUUUUUUACUGGGUUGAUGUUGGUUGAGGAGUUGGUGUUGGAUGUAUGGCGGAAUGUGAGAGGGAGUUGGGUGUGUUUGGAAGCUUUGGCUUCGAGGUGUCCGAAUUUGAGGUCACUUGAGUUGGGAUGUUUUCAUGGGAUUUGUAAGGCCAUUGAGUCUCACUUGGAUGGGAUUGCCCUUUGUCAAGGGCUUGAGUCGUUAACGAUUAAGAACUCGGCUGAUUUGACUGAUUUCGGGUUGAUUGCCAUUGGGAGGGGUUGCUCCAAACUUACUAAGUUUGAGGUGAUUGGAUGUAAGAAGAUCACUAUGAGGGGAUUGAGGACAAUGGUGUGCUUGCUUAAGAGGACACUAGUUGAAGUCAAAAUUUCGGGUUGUAAGUAUCUUGAUGCCUCUGCUUCGUUAAAAGCUGUGGAGCCUAUAAGGGGAAGGAUUAGGAGACUCCACAUUGAUUGUGUUUGGAACGGUGAGAAACCCGAGUACGAGGAAGAGGUAACCGUGUUAGGUGUUGAUUAUAACCAUAAGUAUGAAGGCAAGGAUGAUGAGGAAGAAAAUAGUAGAAUGAGAAAGAGGACCAAGGUUUCAUGGGAUAUUGAGAGCUGGUUCAUGGGCAACAUGGAAGGUAGCACUGGCAAUGGAUAUAUUACUGAGACUUGGGGACGUCUUGAGUUUCUAUCACUGUGGAUUGGAGUUGGAGAGCUUUUGACACCAUUGGCCAAUGCAGGACUGGAGGAUUGCCCCAAGCUAAGGGAAAUUCAUAUCAAAGUAGAAGGAGAUUGUCGAGAAAGGCCAAAGCCAUCACAGGGAGCAUUUGGGAUCAGCUCGCUUGGGCGAUAUCCAAUGUUGUCGAAGAUGAAGCUCGAUUGUGGGGAUACUAUAGGUUAUGCGUUGACAGCUCCGUCCGGGCACAUGGACCUUAGCCUAUGGGAGAGAUGGUUCUUGACUGACUUAAGGAGUUUGAGGCUUAAUGAGCUCGAUUAUUGGCCUCCACAAGAUAGGGAAGUCAAUCAACGGAGUCUGUCACUUCCAGCAGCUGGGCUACUUCAAGAGUGUGAUACAUUAAGGAAGCUCUUUAUUCAUGGAACUACUCAUGAGCAUUUUAUGUUGUUUUUCCUUAAAAUUCCAAACCUGAGAGAUGUUCAGCUGAGAGGGGAUUACUACCCAGCCCCAGAGAAUGAUAUGAGCACCGAGAUGAGAGUUGAUUCAUGUUGUCGAUUUGAGUACAAGUUGAAUGAACGUGACAUUCCUGAUUGAUUUUUCUUUUAGAGCUUUGUUUAGGUGCAAUUCAAUUUUGCUCUGUUUUCUCGAAAAAAAAAAAAAAAAAGUUGCUCUGUUCUCUCUCCUCUAUACUCUCGUCCUCCCUGCUCCUAGGUUACUUCCUCUCCUAAGCCUACCAGCGACUGCAGCUUUCAAGCUAACAAUGGCAGAAGGUUGAAUGGGCUCUGCUUAAUUUACUUAAGGCAUCUUAGCUGACUGAAGAUUCAAGUAAAAGGUGGAAAUAAGAAGUAAAAUUUGAGAUCUGGCACCAUAAGUUCCCUGUAUUGUUCUUUUUAUUUAGUUGCUCGUGCUUAGCUCAGCUUUGGUGACCUAAUCAUGGUUAGCUCAGUUUAGCCCGCUGUUUAUGAUGUUGCUCAGGUACCGUUGUUUAAGUUUGUGGUUGAUUCCAAAUUGUUGAAUUUGUUCUUAUAUAUCAGUGAAGACUGAAGACACAGUUGGCAAUGAUUUUGAUGGUGGCAUGUUAGACAUGUUAAACCAGGUGACACACCAUCCAUUUUAUAUUAAUGAGUUACAUACAUGAAUGGAGUUAUUAUUUAUGGUUUUGAAUGACAUAGGGUAUGUUAGCUCCAUCUCCAUCCUGGAAUAAUGAUGUUCAUGGUGAUGGUGAUCGUGGUGUUCAAUUCAUGAAUGCAAACUUUAAUUAUGGUGGUGAAUCCCCACGAGAGUUCUUCCAAGACCAAGAGGAUGAAUUCAUCCAAAGGAAUGGUGUUGAAUGGGAUUGAUCUAUGUACUUCGAAGACUUUGCAUUAUUGUCAUAGUAUUAUUGUUAUUGUUAUAGUGUUAGGAUAUGGAUGAGUAUGUAGGUUAAGUACAGGAACCCGUUUUAUUAGCAAACUGUAGUCUACUGUGUAGGAAAAAUGAUUCAAGACAAUUUCUAAUGACAAUAAAAAUAAUUUAGUGAGUAAAAAUAAUUUAGUGACUUUUAAAUAAUGUAAUUUUUUAAAAACGAAUUAUGUUAUCUUUA
This is a messenger RNA of Chenopodium quinoa (quinoa), 3243 nucleotides long. RefSeq names its product F-box/LRR-repeat MAX2 homolog A-like. The record is from RefSeq and is a predicted model, not a curated record. NCBI's taxonomy places the organism in Eukaryota, Viridiplantae, Streptophyta, Magnoliopsida, Caryophyllales, Amaranthaceae. The coding region runs from base 129 to 2255 and encodes 708 amino acids. Gene Ontology annotation, molecular function: protein binding. Gene Ontology annotation, cellular component: SCF ubiquitin ligase complex. Gene Ontology annotation, biological process: SCF-dependent proteasomal ubiquitin-dependent protein catabolic process. The transcript has 2 exons.